AUGGGAGCUGCAUCUUCCCAGGAUUCUUUCUUUCCCCAAGAGAAGAGCACAGAAAAGGGAGAAGUGACAGCUCUCCGCCUCACAGCCAGAUCCCAGGCAUCCGUGACAUUCAAGGACGUGGCCAUGGACUUUACCCCUGAGGAGUGGGGGAAGUUGGAUCCUGCCCAAAGGGACGUGAUGCUGGACAACUAUAGGAACCUGGUCUCGCUUUGGCUUCCAGUUUCCAAGCCUGAUAACUACAAUUUGGAGAAUGGAACAGAAACAUUGAUGUUUGAGAGAAAAGUCCCCAGGAGCAGCUAUUCAGACUCAGAGAGUAGACCUGAGAGCAAAGAUUCAACUUCAGUGCAAGAUUUUUCCAAAGAAGAAUCGUGCCAGGUUGCAAUAAUAGACAGACUCACAGAAAAUUGUGUCUAUGAUACCAACUUGAAAACAACUUUUGAAUGUGAAAAUUUGUUAGAGAAUCAGCAAGGAAAUCAGGGGAGACAUUUGAGAGAAAUGUUCACCUACAUUAAUUCACUCCCUGAAGAAAGAGCUCAUGAGCAUGAUGUAUAUUGGAAAAACUUUAGUCAGAAGUCUGUCCUUCUCACUCAAGACAGAGUUCCAAAAGGAUCGUAUGCCUUCCAUAAACUUGAAAAGAGAUUGAAACAGAAAUCAAACUUAAGGAAAAAACAGAGAACCUAUAAAGAGAAAAAACCUCAUAAAUGUAAUGAUUGUGGUGAACUAUUCACUUACCAUUCAGUGCUUAUUCGACACCAGAGAGUCCAUACUGGAGAAAAACCCUAUAGCUGUGAUGAAUGUGGGAAAUCUUUUAGCCACAGAGCUAAUUUAACUAAACAUCAGAGAACUCAUACUAGAAUUCUCUUUGAGUGCAGUGAAUGCAAGAAAGCCUUUACAGAAAGCUCAUCCCUUGCAAUACAUCAGAGAAUUCACAUUGGAGAGAGACCUUAUGAAUGCAAUGAAUGUGGGAAAGGAUUUAAUCGAAGUACACAUCUUGUACAGCAUCAAUUGAUCCAUACUGGAGUGAAGCCUUAUGAAUGUAAUGAAUGUGAUAAAGCUUUCAUUCAUUCCUCAGCACUCAUCAAACAUCAAAGAACUCAUACUGGAGAGAAACCCUAUAAAUGUCAGGAAUGUGGGAAAGCUUUUAGCCAUUGCUCAUCCCUGACUAAACAUCAGAGAGUUCAUACUGGAGAAAAGCCAUAUGAAUGUAGUGAAUGUGGAAAAACCUUUAGUCAGAGCACACAUCUUGUUCAGCAUCAAAGAAUUCAUACUGGAGAGAAACCCUAUGAGUGUAAUGAAUGUGGGAAAACCUUUAGCCGGAGUUCAAAUUUUGCUAAACAUCAAAGAAUUCAUAUUGGAAAGAAACCAUACAAAUGUAAUGAAUGUGGAAAAGCCUUUAUUCAUUCAUCGGCUCUUAUUCAACACCAGAGAACUCAUACUGGAGAGAAACCCUACAGAUGUAAUGAAUGUGGGAAAAGCUUUAAGUGCAGUUCAUCCCUCAUCAGACAUCAAAGAAUUCAUACAGAAGAGCAACCCUGA
This is a messenger RNA of Pipistrellus nathusii (Nathusius's pipistrelle), 1536 nucleotides long. Lineage: Eukaryota; Metazoa; Chordata; Mammalia; Chiroptera; Vespertilionidae. The record is from the annotation of a GenBank genome assembly.